AUGGUGCUGGGCGACGUGGGUCGUAGUCCACGCAUGCAGUACCACGCGCUAUCGCUGGCGCGGAUGUCCCCGAACCUGCGUGUGACGCUGCUGGGCUACGCUGGCGAGCACUGUGUGCCCGACGUGGCACGUCAGAGCAACAUUGAGCUAUUGGCCUUCACUCCACACUUGCAGCGACUACCACGCAAGUUGUUCCUGCUACUGGCGCCCGUGAAGGUUUUACUUCAGCUGCUCCAGCUGCUCUGGCUGCUCCUGGUCAGUGCCGGCAGCAUUGACCUUGUGCUGCUGCAGAACCCGCCGACGAUCCCGACGUUCGUGGUGGUCUGGCUCUGCUGCCGACUGAAGGGCGCCAAGUUCGUGAUUGACUGGCAUAAUUUGGGCUACAGUUUGCUAGCACUGUCACUUGGUAAUCGCCAAGUGGGUCGAGCGCGUCUUCGGGCGCAAGGCCGAUGCGAAUUUGUGUGUCACGCACGUGAUGCAGACGUGGCUAAAAGACACCUGGAGGAUUGA
Molecule: messenger RNA, 510 nt
Organism: Phytophthora infestans T30-4
Lineage: Eukaryota; Oomycota; Peronosporomycetes; Peronosporales; Peronosporaceae
Product: chitobiosyldiphosphodolichol beta-mannosyltransferase, putative
Exons: 3
Coding region: 1-510 (169 amino acids)
Cellular component (GO): endoplasmic reticulum
Molecular function (GO): mannosyltransferase activity
Source: RefSeq, a predicted model, not a curated record